UCCUCUCGGAUAUGACGCGGCGGUGUUCCCCUCUGCAGCAGAUCGGAUGCCAGGAGCUACCCGGAAUCGAGUCGCGGGAUCCGAGACAGGCUGCCCCCAGCGACCCGUGAAUCUUCACAGCAGCAUCGAUAGCAGAUGAGUGUGCGGGGAGCUGUGCUGCUGAGUUCCUAGACCCUCUGACAGAGGCUACUGGGAGUUGUUUUCCUGGCCUGGCCCUUGUGUGCGAAGGAGGAGAGGAGAGGGAACUAUUAGCAGCGGCUGUUGGCGGCACGCCUAUUAUGUCAGUGGACAUGAACAGCCAGGGCUCCGAGAGUAACGAGGACUUCGAUGGCAAUUCUGAGGAGGAGGAGGAGGAGGACCCGGGGGACAUCGCGGAUUAUUACGAGGGCGUCGCAGGAGACAUGGAGCAGCAGGGGGCUGAUGCCUUCGACCCCGAGGAGUACCUGUUCACCUGCCUCACCUACCGGGAGAGCCAGAGAGUGCUGAGUGAGCAGGUGAACAGCAUGGCCUCCGCACUCAAGGUCCUGCCUUCAGUAGCUAAACUGGUCCUAGUGCAUUUCCACUGGCAGCUGACUGAUAUCCUGGAGAGGCACAAGUCCAAUUCCACACAGCUGCUGCUGGAUGCACAGGUGCAGGCCGCCCCCUGUAACCCUGCGCCCCCUCACUCCUCUCUGCACUGCGGAGUCUGCCUGCAGCUCGUCAGGAAGGAGAGCCUGCUCUCCCUGCCCUGCCAGCACCCCUUCUGCAAGAGCUGCUGGGAGCAGCACUCCACUGUGCUGGUCAAGGAUGGGGUGGGAGUCGGAAUCUCCUGCAUGGCUCGGGGGUGCCCGCUGCGCAUGCCAGAGGACUUCGUGCUCCCGCUGCUGCCGAGCGAAGAGCUGAGAGAGAAAUACCGGCGCUACCUCUUCAGGGACUCCGUGGAGAGUCACUACCAGCUGCAGCUGUGUCCGGGAGCAGACUGCCCCAUCGUGAUCCAGGUGCAGGAGCCACGGGCUCGCAGAGUGCAGUGCAGCCGCUGCAGUGAGGUCUUCUGCUUCAAGUGUCGUCAGAUGUACCACGCCCCCACGGACUGUGCAACCAUCAGGAAGUGGCUGACGAAAUGUGCUGACGACUCGGAGACCGCCAACUACAUCAGCGCACACACUAAAGACUGCCCCAAAUGCAAUAUCUGCAUUGAGAAGAAUGGCGGCUGCAAUCACAUGCAAUGCUCCAAAUGCAAACACGAUUUCUGCUGGAUGUGCCUGGGCGACUGGACUCACGGCAGCGAGUAUUACGAAUGCAGCCGCUACAAAGAGAACCCUGACAUUGUGAACCAGAGCCAGCAGGCGCAGGCCCGCGAGGCGCUCAAGAAAUACCUCUUCUACUUCGAGAGGUGGGAAAAUCACCCAGCCCAGCUGGAGGCGGAGAUUGAGAAUCUGUCCUGGAAGGUGGAGCGAGCCGACAGCUAUGAGCGCGGAGUGAGCCUCACCGAGGGGGAGCUGUCCAGCUACGACAGGGGGGAUUUAGAAAAUCAGAUGCACAUCGCAGAGCAGAGGAGACGGACGCUGCUGAAAGACUUCCACGACACCUGAGCCCAGAGCGAGCGAGAGGGACAGACAGACAGACAGACAGACACAGAGGUCUUGUGACACAGCGCCCAGACAGCACGCCAGGCUGCAGGACACACACCUCCUCUUCAUCCCUCUUUCUCAUUUUUCACUUUCUAGAUACCUGACUUCUGUGUGCCUCCCAUCACUGCAGUAAACUGCAUUAUUCAAGCAGCACUACUGCCGUUUUAGUUUUGUUAGUUUUUUUGGUUUUUUUGCUCCGUUCCAAUAGGUUAUAGUUCAUUUUAUUUAUU
Molecule: messenger RNA, 1840 nt
Organism: Polyodon spathula (Mississippi paddlefish)
Lineage: Eukaryota; Metazoa; Chordata; Actinopteri; Acipenseriformes; Polyodontidae
Product: E3 ubiquitin-protein ligase ARIH2-like
Exons: 14
Coding region: 279-1571 (430 amino acids)
Biological process (GO): protein polyubiquitination; ubiquitin-dependent protein catabolic process; positive regulation of proteasomal ubiquitin-dependent protein catabolic process
Cellular component (GO): ubiquitin ligase complex; cytoplasm
Molecular function (GO): zinc ion binding; ubiquitin protein ligase activity; ubiquitin conjugating enzyme binding
Source: RefSeq, a predicted model, not a curated record